Molecule: messenger RNA, 1568 nt
Organism: Didymodactylos carnosus
Lineage: Eukaryota; Metazoa; Rotifera; Eurotatoria; Philodinida; Philodinidae
Source: the annotation of a GenBank genome assembly
UUGUUUGUGAAAACAUAGCUUUAUGUGUUCUCUUUUAACUUCUGAAAACCGCAAGUUUCUAUCAUUUGUCAUCUUUGAGUUAUUCGAAAAACAACCGAGUGCCUUGUAUUUUGGCGCCGAUAGUAGUUUGGCGACUGAUUUUUGGAAAAUCAAAUCUUUCGUUGAAAAUCUUGUUUUUGAUAGAAUCCUUGUCUUGACCAUGUCGGUUGUAGAGGGUGAAGAUAUCCCAAUUAUGUAUCGCCCUCAUCCUUUAGUGUGAAACCAUUUUCAAGACUAUCAAACCAAUUUAAACGAAGUCAGAAAUGAUUUUUAGAUAAAAAUACAAAAAAAGGACGGAAUGAGAAACUCUUUCUCAUUCGCUCUUUCUCAUCUCACAACUCAUUCGAUAGUCGAGAAACAAAUAUUUUUGUAGAAAAUUUCUGAAUAUUCCAGCACUAUGCUUGCUCUCAUAAAGUUCAACUAGUGAAAAAACUGGCCGGUUUACACAAUUUCUAUCAACGGGCAAAAACUGAUCGGUUGAACCAUUUCAAAAGGUUCGAUUACAACCCUGAUACCCGGCGUCUGAUUACCACAGAAGCUGUUUAACCGACCUUCAAGAAAUGAAAAACUGACUAUGUGGGCAUGAACCAUGAACAUUUUGAUGAAUAAUGCGGCAAAACGCGACUUAAAGGACUAAAUUGUUGCUAAGAUAUUUCAAUUCCAAAGUUCUUUUGAAGAUAAAAAACGUGAUGAUUUUCAGUUUUGUUGUUGUCGUGAUGUUUUUGAGUAUUCCAUUGUUUUUGCAAAACAUUUAGUUUCCGACGUGAAAAGUCAGAAAUAAGAGAUUUUUGCUUUUUUUACCAUCAACUUUACGAUAAGGUGCCAAUAGAACAAAAAUAGAAAAUUCUUCUGGUUCAACGAAAAAAGUGUUUCUAGUGUAUCAUAUAGCUGAAAAAUAUUUUUGAGUAUACAAAUGUUUUUUUCUUUUUAGAAAACCUUUCUGUUGGUGGCAAUAUUUUUAUUAACAUUAUGUAAAACAACAUCUGCUUGUAUAAUAUGGAAUAGUAGUGAUAGUGAUAUUUUCAGAAUUCAAUUGACUGCACAUGAUUCACCAAUCAUUAACCGGGCUCUCGAAUAUGCACAGUCUCAUCAGACAUCUCCACAAUUAAAUGAAUUUGGAUUUGUUAUUAAAUUAUCAUCUGGAAGUCCAGAUAUACGUCUUAAAAAUAAUCAAGUCGUCUCUUCAGCUGGAGAUCCAGUCCACUCCGUGCUUCCGUCAUCACGUAUGAUAAAAUAUUUUCGACAGACUGCACCGGAAUCAGAUAUAGUUCAAAAAUCAUCACCAUCAUUAUCUCGUCCAUUAUCCGGUGAUCGCCCCUCAAGUGGAGCAGCUAAUACGAAUCUUGCACAACAAACUAUAUUAAAGAAACCAUCAUCUAGUAAUACAAAACAUCCUCAAUCAGGUAAGGCGCCGCUAAUUCAAAAGAAUUGCAAGUUCUUAUUUUUCACUUAAAACUAUAUCAUUCGAUGCAAAAUUUCACGGUGAUUACGAAUAUCACCUUUUGAAUUGAUUUUGAUCCAGUUUUGGG